Molecule: messenger RNA, 2925 nt
Organism: Plasmodium vinckei vinckei
Lineage: Eukaryota; Apicomplexa; Aconoidasida; Haemosporida; Plasmodiidae
Product: conserved Plasmodium protein, unknown function
Exons: 1
Coding region: 1-2925 (974 amino acids)
Source: RefSeq, a predicted model, not a curated record
AUGAUGAAUGAAAAUAAAAAGUUAGACAUUAUUCGGAAUAUGUUAAACACAUUACUGGGUCCCCCAGAGUUUGAAAUAAAUAAUAAAAAUGAUGAAAUCCAAAAUAUAUUAAAAAAAAAAUAUAUAGAUAAAUCAAAAAAGGUUAUAUAUUUUUAUAGGAGUUAUAUGAAUAUAUUAGAACAAAAAGAAUUAGAAAAAUUUUCAAAUUUAUAUGAUAUAAUAUUAAAUAAUUCUUUCGAAUAUUCUGAAAAGGAUAAUAUAGAUACAUAUAUGUAUUGUAAUAUAUUUCCUGUUUUAAAAAAAACAUUUGAUUCUUUUGUUUUAUAUAUAUCUAAAUUAGUAGAACAUAAACAUGAUGAAAGUUACAAAACUAUAAUAAAAAAUCUUAAUCCAAUAUUAUUAUUUUCCCAAUACAUUAUACGAUUAAGUAAUGACAUUGAUUCCGAAUUGGAGAGUAUAGACAAUGAUUUAUUAAAAGAAAGUCAAACUCCCAUACCAUUUAAUAAUAUGGCUAGUCCUGUAGAUUGUCAUAAUAUUCGUGGAAAUUAUAAUAAUACACUUUUUUUUGAAAACCAUAAUUCAAAAAUAGAAGAAAGUCAUUUCGAAAAAGAAAUACAAAAUUUUUAUAGUAAAUAUGAUAUGGUAGAAUCUGAAAAUAAAUUAAAAGAAAAUGAAAAAAAAAAAGAAAUUUUAAAAAGUAUUUAUCAUAAAAAAAAUAUACUAUCUCAAGAAGAUAUAGCAUUAUAUAAUGCAUAUUAUGAGCAGCAUAUAAAACUACGACGAAAUAAAUCUCAAAACUCAUUAUCCUCUUCUACUAUUGCCAAUUUUAAUGAUGAAAACAAAUUAGAAAUUGAUACACAUCCCAAUUCAUUUAGCAUAUCACUAGAUCUGAAAAACAAACACGGUCUUACUGACCAUUUUAGACAAAAAGAAACUAAGGAAAAUCCAAAAGUAGAGCCAAAAAAUAUAUCAGGUUUGGAAAAUGAAAUAAAUCUAGAGAGUUUUAAUGAAAUAAUAAAAAAAAUUGAAAAAAAAGAAAAUUGUGAUUUUGAAAGAAAAAUAUAUGUCUUACUUAAUAAAUGGAUAAAAGAAGAAGAUGGAAGAAGAUUUAUAAUAAAUCAAAAAUGUAAAAUCGAACCACUCUUUAAUGAAUUUAAAAAAAGAAAUCAUACAAUAACAGAUAAAGAUAUUAUUCCUUUAAUAUUUUUUAUAGAUAAAAGUUUAUAUCUAAAUUAUUCAUUAGUUAAUCAAUAUAAUUAUAACAGCUUUUAUUAUAUUUUUCAUUUAUAUUCCUCUUUUUAUUGUUCAGACACUAAUAGUAUAACAUUUAAUGAACUAUGGGAUUUUUUAAUUUCAAAUUUACCAUUAAAUAAUUAUUUAUAUAAAAAUGAUAUUAUAAUAGGAUUUAAAAAAUUUGAAAAAAAAAAAAAAAUUAUCAAAAAUUUCCAUUUUUUUAUAUCCUUCAUAAAAAAUUUUUUAAUACACCUUUUGAUAGACAUAUUUUUAUUUAUUUCUAAAAUUGUAAAAAUUGAAUUCUAUUCUACAAAUUUUGAUAAUACUCUACAAGCAGAUCAUCUUAAAUUAACUUACCCUGAAAACUUCUAUCUAUACAUAAAUUCGUUGUCUAGGUUUUAUUCUUCAUCGAGUAAUUCUUCCACCCCAUCAGAAACUGAUCUGUCAGCAACACAAAAAGUAUUAGAAGAUAAUUUAGAUCAAACUCAAAAAGAAACUUCAAUUGAAGAAAGAAAAGAAUCUCCUAUAAAUUGUAAUGACACCAGUCCAGUGAAUAAACAAAAUUCCCAAGUAGCCAAAGAUAACAACACUGAUGAUGAGAAAAAUGAUGAAAAAAAUAAUGAGAAAAAAAAAAAUAUCCUAGCCCAUUUAUUAUUACUAUUAUGGGGUAUUACCAUUAAAUUAGAUAUUUCACCUGAUGAGUUAAUAAUAUCAGAUGAUAUAUCAACAGACAUGGAUGGGGAAAUAAACGAGCAGUGCUCUGAUUGUUCAACUGACAAUUUAAACGACCAGACAAAUUGUACAUGCACAUCAGAGUGUAAGAUGAAAAAUAAAAAAAUGAAAAAAAAACAAAAUAAGCACAUUACAUCGAAUGAUUACACAUACCAAAGUGAUCACAACAUCAUAUGCAAAAAAAAAGGGAAAAAUAAUUUAUCUUCUAAAAUGAAAAAACAAAAAAGAAGCUUAUCACUAUAUUCGGAACAUAAAAAAUCGAAGAAAAAAGACAAAAUAUGUCAAACAAUUAAAGAACAAAUUAAAAAUAAAAAUAAAAUAAAUAUAGACACUUUAAAAGAGGUUGAAAAUAAAAAAAAUGAAAAAUAUUCUCACUAUUUAUAUGAAAUCCAAAAAAAAUACAAAAAAAAACGUUAUAAUGAAAAAAUCACAAAUUUAAUACAUUCUAUUGUAAAAUAUAUCAAACCGAAAACAAAAAAUUAUUACGACACCAUUAUUAAUGCAGUAAACAAAGAUAUGGAUCACGUCUUUGUAAGUAUAUUUAACCAACAAAACGAAGAAAACAAUGAUAAUAAUACAAACUCGGAUUAUAUAAAACAAGCAAGUAUCCCCGAAAAUGACCAAGAAAAAUAUAGUAAUAAUGAAAAUGAAAAUUCGAUAAAUAUUUGUGCAUCACCCAAAAAUAAUGAUAUAGCAUUUUCACAAACUCCCUUGGUAGAUAUUUUAAGGGAACCAAAUAAUAUGCUAUAUAUAAAUAGCUUUAUACAAACGAACAUUAAAAAAAGAAAAAAAUGUACAAAUCCGAUCCUUCUUUUGUGUAACUUAAAAUUAUAUAAGAAGAAAUUUCUUAACAAAUUUAAUACGGACCAUAUUUAUUUAUUAUUAUAUUUUGUAUAUUAUGUAAAUAAAAGAAUGGAUGAAAUUAUUAAUGAAGAAUUUACACCCACAGGAGAAAAAUAA